AGAAAGAAAAAAAGGAAACAACUGUAAAGAAAAUAAAAAGAAGAAAAAGAAAAAAAAAAUAGACAGAACGAAAGAAAGGAGAAAAAAACAAAAAGAAAGAAAGGUUGCCACGUGACACCAUAAAAAUGAGCCACGUGGCAUAGGGAGCGUUCUCAAAAUGAAAUUGCCCUCAGAAAGAAAAAUAAAGAAUCAUCAGAACCACGUUCGGUACAUAUCCAAAGUCACUACGUCUCUUUCUACUUCUUCCGACGGUCGUCUCCGAUUCAUCUCCGGUGCAGACUUCUCUUUCACUGUCUACGCCACCAUGCCGUCGUCUUCCUCCCAUACAUCAUCGCCGGAGAGUCACCGCCUCGAAGCUCUGUUAGCCUCUGUUCGUCCCUUCCUCCGCGGCGAUCUUGAAAAGGUAAACGCGAACCUUCCAUCUCUUAUCUCCGUCCUCCGCUCCGUCGGCGCCGGGGAGUGCUGGCACAAGCACGGCACCUUCCUUGAUCAUCUCGUUGAUAUCUACCGUAUUCUCAAAAUCUGGAAAGCGCAAGAACCGGUAUGUUUGUGCGGCCUAUUCCACUCCGCUUAUUCCAAUUCCUAUGUCAACCUCGCCAUUUUCGAUCCUUCUACCGGCCGUGAUGUUGUCCGCACCCAUGUCGGUGAGGCGGCGGAGAGAUUGAUUCAUUUGUUCUGUAUCGUCCCUCGGCAGUCACUAAUUCAUGACGAUCUUCUUUUCCACUACUCCGAUUCAGAACUCAUCGAUCACCUCAAAUUUUCCGAAAUAUCAUUGAGGAACGCCCUAGAAAACGGACAUUUCAACAACGAUGAAACCUGGAGGAAGAAACUACAGUCAAUUCUUCCUGCCGAUGGCGUAACCGUAAAGCACAUCAAAACCGGAGAAGACGUGAAGGUUUCGAGGCGAGUAGUUGCUAUCUUCCUCAUGAUGACAAUAGCCGAUUUCAGCGAUCAACUCUUCGGAUUUCAAGAUGCAUUGUUUGAAAACUCCAACGGACGUCUGGAAUUCACAGGUAACAAUUACACAUCUCUCUGGCCUGGAAAUGGAAAACCUGGACUAUGGAUGAACUCCGCAUCAAGAAUGGGAGCAAUGUACUCCCUGAUUGCAAGAGAGGAAUCCAUUUUAAUCGCACAUAGAAAAAGAACAAACGAAUUAGGGAUAAAAACUGAUAGAGACGAGGAUUUAGAUCUAGUAAUUCCCCAAAUUUUCUCAAACUGCACAAGAAUUCUCGACGCAAAUGAUCAAAUUACGGCCAGAGAUUUGUACUGGGAAGGUGUUUGUGAAAAGUCCGAAAGAACUGAGGAGUUGUUAUUGAGAUGUGUGGAGAAGAAUCCGUUUAUUGGGGAGCCACAUGUGGCAUUGGGGCAGCUGUAUUUGGGUGAAGGGCGGUUUGAGGAGGCUGAAAAGGAGGCUGAGGAAGGGCUGAGGCUGUUGCUGAUAUGGGGCAGUGCUUGGGACAAGAGGAUGCCAUGGGAGGGCUGGAUUGCUUGGGUGAGAGUGCUGUUGAUGAAGGCUAAAGAGAAGACAUGGCCCACCACAUCAUGGGGAAUCCUCAACUUGGGGCUUGUGAAGUAGAUAAAGUAAGUGAAUCUUCUCUGUUUUUCUCUUUGAAUUUGAUUUGUGUUCAUAAAUGGGUUUUUGUGCAGUAUCAUUUGUUUGCAUUUCUUGUGGUUAUAAAUAAAACUUAGGUGUGUCACACACCUAAACUUGAUUCAACUGGUUAAGUCAUGUGGCAUCAUUUAAAUCAAACUUCAAUGUUGAUUUGUCUAAGUGAAGUUCAUUAGCCAUAUUUCGUUUUC
Benincasa hispida (wax gourd) is the source of this 1800-nucleotide messenger RNA. RefSeq lists its product as uncharacterized. The record is from RefSeq and is a predicted model, not a curated record. Lineage: Eukaryota; Viridiplantae; Streptophyta; Magnoliopsida; Cucurbitales; Cucurbitaceae.